UGGCAUGGUUAUAUGACGCUCAAGCAACGCACAGGGCUUGCCAGCUUAGCAUUACAUUGUGGUCGCUUUUGUAUUUUCCAACCGUUUGUAUGAUCGCACAGAUCCCAAUUUUUGAGGCCGGCGGAGCGACAACAGACUUUUCACAUUGAAGGUGCACUUGGCCAUUGCGGAAGUAAUGCAUGUAGUGGAUUAAGAACACGAGAAUAUCGGCAGAAGUUAACACCAUACGUGCAGUUGACAGCGGACGUGUAAGCAUGGUCUCUUCCCAUCAGUGAAAGUAUCAUAGUUGACGCUGUCCUUGCGGCACCAGACGAUUGUUGAUUUUUUUUAAAUGUCCAUGGAAAUGUAACAAGUAUUAAACGCUGGUGGAGAGCAACUUCAGCGGAGAAAAUAAGACAGAGUGACAGAGGGGAGAACCGGAUAGAUCCGAUAGAAAGCUGAGUACAUACAGGUCAACAUCCUUGCCGUAUUACAGAGUCGCUUGUUCAUCGAGAAUGGAUACAUCAGUGAGAGUGCUUGGAACAAUACUUGGUUUAAUUUCACUGGCUUCAGUUGUCCGGACCCAAGCAGGUAGUUGUAAUUCCAAUCCGUGCCUGAAUGGUGCUAACUGCGUUCUGCAACAGAACAACCAGACUUACUGUGAGUGCCGUCAAGGUUACCAUGGCGAGCUUUGCAACAUGCCCUUAACCAGCGACAGAGGCAGAUCCUGUGAUGUUCCCCAACGCUACUUUUAUGGCCAGACCCGAGGCUCCCUGGCAUCGCCCUUCUACCCAAACGAUUACACCAGCUAUCAGGACUGUUGGUACUAUCUGGGCGUGGCCGAAGCCAACAAAUUUCGCCUGACCUUUCACCACUUGGAUGUGGAACCCAGGAAGGAUGCCGUUGAUAUCGGGAGCGGACCCGUGGCAGACAUUGACAACGUAAUUGUGACAUACGAGAGUGGUGCCUACAACCCACCGCCAGGCCCCAUUGAAAUCACAGGGGACAGGGUGUGGAUCCGCUUCACGUCCGACAUGAACAUUGUCAAGCAGGGAUUCAACAUGAGCUGGGUUGUAGAUGGUGAUGAAUGCCGUGUGGAGCCCUGUGCACCCGGCGAGCAGUGCUUUGAUGAGGAAUACACCUACAGAUGUGAAGCCCAAAACGAAUGCUUCAGUAGUCCAUGCACAAAUAAUGGCACCUGUAUUGAUGGAGUCAACAGGUAUACCUGUCAGUGUCCUGACGAGUUUGAGGGAGUCAACUGUGAAACACCUGUAGACCCAUGUGAGAACACCCCAUGCAGCAAUGGAGGUAUCUGCUCUGGUAGUGGUACAUCCUUCCUAUGUCAGUGUGUCAAUGGCUACACCGGGACCACCUGCACAGAGGAUAUUGAUGAAUGCGCCAGCAACCCUUGCUCAGGCAAUGGUAACUGUAUGAAUGGUCGUAAUAGGUUUGACUGUACAUGCUUCCCUGGCUAUACAGGAGUUCGCUGUGGUGUAGAUAUCAACGAGUGCUCGUCUAAUCCGUGCAUGAAUGGAGGCGUUUGUACUGACCUGGUCAAUGGAUACAGCUGCUUUUGCCCCUUGGGCUUCACAGGCAGCCGAUGUGAAACAGAUAUUAACGAGUGUAGCAGCUCUCCCUGUUAUAAUCAGGGCACCUGUACGGACUUGUUCAAUGAGUAUCGCUGUACUUGUGCACAGGGCUUCAGCGGCCCGCAGUGUCGAAUAGACAUUGAUGAGUGUGCUCCAGCUCCAUGCCAGAAUGAUGGAACCUGCGUGAACCUCGUCAAUAUGUUUGAGUGCCAAUGUGCCCCAGGAUACACGGACAGCGUCUGUGGAACUGAUAUCAACGAGUGCGCAAGCAACCCAUGUAUUAAUGGUCAGUGCACCAAUGAGGUGAAUGCGUACACGUGUGAUUGUCUACCAGGGUUCACAGGAAUCAACUGCGACAUAGAGAUUGACGAGUGUGCCAGCAGCCCAUGUCAGUCGGGCAGCUCCUGUGAAGACCGCAUCAACGCCUUUUUCUGUCGCUGCAUCCCGGGCUACACUGGCGUCACCUGCGAAAUGAAUAUCAAUGAAUGCAUAAGUCUGCCAUGUCAGAAUGGCGCGACCUGCGUCGACAUCACCAAUGCCUUCAUUUGCCAGUGUGCUGCCGGAUACCAGGGAACUUUAUGCGAGGAGGAUAUCAAUGAAUGUGCCAGCGUGCCUUGUGUCAACAACGGUCAGUGCACGGACAUCGUCAACGGGUACGCCUGCUCCUGCCCCGCUGGCUUUGCAGGGCUGCGGUGCGAACUCAAUGUGCAGGAGUGUUCCAGCAAUCCGUGUCAGAAUCUUGGUGUGUGUGUGGAUGGGGUCAACUCCUUCUCCUGUGUCUGUAAACCAGGCUGGGAGGGCAGCCUCUGUCAACUGUCUGUGGACGACUGCGAAUCCUCACCUUGCCAGAAUGGUGGUACAUGUCGAGAUGACCAUCUCUCCUACGAAUGUAGCUGUAUACCUGGCUACAGCGGUCUCAACUGUGAAAUAAACAACAACGAGUGUGACAGUGAUCCGUGCUUGAACAAUGGCAUAUGCAUGGAUGGCAUCAAUAUGUUCACUUGUCAGUGUCCCGGUGGCUGGACUGGAGCCCGCUGUGAGAUAGACAUCAAUGAGUGUGCAAGUGAGCCUUGUUUCAAUAAUGGGACUUGCGUCAACGGCGUCAACCGGUUUCGCUGCAGCUGUCUGUCAGGCUGGGAGGGGGAGCUUUGUAAUGUCGAUACCAACGAGUGCAGCCCGCCAACAGGCAAUCCUUGCAGAAAUGGAGGUACCUGUGUCAACUUGUUCAACUCUUACCAAUGCGUCUGUGCGCCUGGAUACACCGGCAUUAACUGUGAACAAGAUAUCAAUGAGUGUUCCAGCAAUCCCUGUCUGAAUAACGGCGCUUGCAGCAACCUGGUCAAUGGCUACAGCUGUACCUGCGCACCUGGCUACUCAGGAAACAACUGCCAACUCCAGGACAACCCGUGCCUCAACGCACCGUGCGUCAAUGGAGGCACGUGUGUUAAUCGUAUCAGCUAUUACACUUGCAGCUGUCUACCAGGCUUCCAGGGUAGCAACUGCCAGAAUGACACUGAUGAGUGCAUUGGCAAUCCGUGUCAGAACGGCGGUACUUGUAAUAACCUAAGGGGUGCCUACUCCUGUACUUGUGUGUCUGGCUGGGAGGGUAGCAACUGCCAAGUCAAUACAGACGAGUGCGCCAGCGGGCCGUGCCUGAACGGCGGCUUCUGCACCGACCUGGUCAAUCGCUACACCUGCACUUGCCCUCAGCAGUACACAGGGCAAAGGUGCGAGACAGAGCUGGACGCCUGCCAUAACGACCCCUGCCGCAACCAGGGCACCUGCCUCAAUUUCUACACCUACUACCGUUGCACCUGCCCGCCCGGCUGGAUCGGGGACGACUGCGGCAUCGUGUCGACUGAUGAGUGUGCACUGAGUCCCUGUGCCAAUGGAGGCACCUGCAUUGACCUUCAGGCAGACUACCUGUGUGCUUGCCUGCCUGGCUACACUGGCAGAAAUUGCAAUGAGAACAUUAAUGAUUGCCUGACGACACCCUGUUUGAAUGGAGGGGCAUGCGUGGAUGGCAUCAAUACCGUGACCUGUAACUGCCAUCCAGGUUUCACCGGAACCUUCUGUGAAACAAAUAUCAAUGAGUGCUUGAGUUUCCCUUGUCAGAAUGGUGGCUCCUGCGUAGACAGUGUCAACAGGUACACAUGCAACUGUGCCGUCAAGUGGACUGGCGUCAACUGUGAGACAAGCCUGAAUGAGUGCAGAAGCAAUCCCUGCUUCAACGGUGGUACCUGCUUCGACUUGCAAGAUUCCUUCAGCUGUCGCUGCACACCUGGCUGGACCGGUAACAUCUGUAAUGAAGAUUUUGAUGAAUGCCAAAGUUUACCCUGUCAGAACGGCGGAACUUGCGUCAACCAGCUCAACUCUUACACCUGCCAGUGCGCCUCUGGCUGGACAGGAACGACCUGCGAAGGGAACAUCAAUGAGUGCAUCAGCAGCCCAUGUAGGAAUGGCGGAACCUGUGCAGAUCAGAUCAAUGGCUACACCUGUAACUGUGAUGCUGCCUGGACUGGUACCCUGUGUGAAGUCAAUUUUGAUGAAUGUGCCAGCAACCCUUGCCUUAAUGGAGCAACAUGCCAGGAUGGGAUUGGCAGUUACUCUUGUCGAUGUGCUCAAGGCUUCACAGGGAUCCGCUGUGAAAUAAACAUUGAUGAGUGCAGGAGUAACCCUUGUAUCAACGGAGAUUGCACUGAUCUGGCCAAUGGUUUCAACUGUACAUGCAGACCUGGCUGGACUGGUACCCAGUGUAACAUAGAUAUUAAUGAGUGCGCCCCAGUCAACCCCUGCCAGAACAACGGCAUUUGCAACAACCAAGAGGCGACCUUCGUCUGUCGCUGUCAAUUCGGCUGGACCGGGAAGCUGUGUGAAAUUGAUGUCGACGAGUGUGCUAAUGAUCCCUGCUUGAAUGGAGGAACCUGCCAGAACCUGCAGAAUUCCUUCCGCUGUGACUGCCCUGCUGGAUUCACAGGCUUCACCUGUCAGAUCAACAUCAACGACUGUGCCUCCAUACCGUGUCUGAACCGCGGGCGGUGCAUCGAUGGUAUUGAGAAUUUCACCUGCCAGUGUUUGGCCGGCUACGACGGCGAUCGUUGCCAAAACAAUGUUGACGAGUGUGCGAGCGGGCCUUGCCAGAACAAUGCUCUGUGUGUAGAUGGCAUCAACUCGUACACGUGCCAGUGCGUUCGUGGCUUCGUCGGUAUCCAUUGCGAGAACAAUCUUGACAAUUGUGGGAACACUAACCCAUGUCUGAAUGGGGGGACAUGCAUAGAUGGCAUAGACAGCUACACCUGCAAGUGUCUACCUGGAUGGAGCGGUGACAACUGCCAAUUCCGUGGUCAGUGUGUAGCCAACUACACCAUCUCAGCGGUCAGUAGCAUUAGCAUUGCCUCCCCAGAGUUCCCCUCUAACUAUCGCAGCAACGACGAGUGCCGUUGGUUCAUCUUCGCUGAGCCAGGCAAGCACAUUCUGGUGCAGUUCACCGACUUUGCCACCGAGCCGCAGUACGACUACGUCAGCGUUGGUAACGGCUUGAACCCAGCCGACCUGGGCUCGCGGGUUGUCCACUACGCGGGCCUGGAUGUGCCACCCGCCUUCCUUACCACCGGCAACGUGAUGUGGGCCACGUUCGUCUCGGACCACUCCAAGACGGAGAGGGGUUUCUCCAUCAGCUUCACUGAGCAGGAUAAUCCCGAUCUAGACAACGAGUGCUUGAGUAAUCCUUGCUUGAAUGGGGCAACAUGCGUCAACAGCGUGGGUAAAUACGUCUGCAUGUGUCACCGUUACUUCGUAGGGACCAACUGUGAAACUGAGCUGAAGGAGAAUGUAUGUUCCUCCAACCCUUGCCCUCCAGAGUCUGCCUGCAUACCAACAGACAACGGCUAUGUCUGUAAUUGUCCAGCAGGCCUGGACGAUAGCAGGUGCUCCGUAGCAGAUAUCAUGCCGAGGACUCCCUGCAGCAGUGCUCCCUGUGCCAACGGUGCCACCUGCCAAGAUGUAGGCAGCCUUUAUCUCUGCAUCUGUGCUUUUGGCUGGACGGGGCUGAACUGCAACAUUGAUAUUGACGAAUGUACCAGCAACCCAUGCCGUAACGGGGGAACCUGUGUCAAUGAAGUGGCUCGCUUUACGUGCAGCUGUAUGCCAGAUUUCACCGGUUUUCAGUGCGAGACAGAUAUCUCCAGAGAUUUGUGUAACCCCAACCCAUGUCAGCAAGGUGGCACAUGUGUCUUCACCAACGACCAAUACAAAUGCCUGUGUGUGGGCGGUUACAUCGGAGCCAACUGUGAACUAGAGCUUGAUGAGUGUCGUAGUAAUCCUUGCCUCAACGGCUACUCGUGUGAAAAUGUGCUGAAUGCGUACCGAUGUGACUGUCCCCCAGAGAUGGGACCACAGUGUCGUGGAGCCUCAGCAUGUACCUCUCAGCCAUGUAAGAACCAAGGGAGGUGUGUUGAGACCGUGGAUGGCGAAUACCGUUGCAGCUGCCCUGAGGGAUGGACGGGUGUGGAUUGCUCACGUGUUCUAGAUGCUACGCUGGUGUGUCAGACUAAUGUGUGCAACAACGCUGGCAUCUGCAUCAAGGACAAUGGCAUUAUUGUGUGUUCCUGCCCUGAAGGGUACACAGGGGAGCGCUGUGAGACAGAAUUGGACAAUCCCUGCUUUGCUCACAAGUGCGACAGUGGGACUUGUGUGAAAGUCUCUUCCAGGAACUAUACCUGUUCCUGUCAAGAUGGCUACACAGGAGAAUACUGCCAUCUGGAGAUCGAUGAGUGUAGCAGCAACCCUUGUCGCAAUGGAGGUGUCUGUCAAGACCUGUUCAAUAGCUUCAGUUGCACCUGUCCAGACAACUUCAUUGGAACAGAGUGUGAACAAACCACCAUUGUAGUAACAACAGCCCCCUUGACCAAUCUGGAAUGGGAAUGGAUCGUUAUCCUGACAGUCUUAGCAGUCCUGUGUGUGGUUCUCAUUGUCAUUCUGAUUGCCUGCGCCUGCAUAUGGAGUGGCCGCAAGAAGGAAUAGAUAUUCAUUUGUCACAUUCAUGGACCUGCCCCUGGCCAGAAAAUACUAAUCAUCAUCGUCUUCCCCUCUGGGAAUUUCUGUCACAUUGGUCUCAGUUUGGUUUUUAUGAAUACAGCUGUAUACCUUGGGGCCAAAUUAAAUAGAUAAGCACCGAAAUUUGAUCGGCCCAGAAAAUAACAUGCCAUGUAUUCCAUGAUUACUUGUACCCCUCUGGUAUUAAUAUCCAGCUUGUAGAUUUGCUUUGGGGCGUGAUCACAAGGUGUUACUCAGGCAAAUACCCAGAAAAACUUAUUUUCUUUCUUUGAAAUUUAUUAACACACAUCAAGUUUUCAGUUAUCUAUAAGAGCCCACAGUUUGCCCACCUUUUGGCAGGAUUUAGUCUUGGCCAAUGGCAAGACCAGAAACUGUAAAUAAAUCAAAUGACGUGUAUCCACCUUAUUUUUAUAACAGACGCAAUACGUUUUCAAACCUCAGUAACAAAACUGUACCAUUUUAAAACAAUUGUCGAUUAUUGGAAACAAAAUAUAGUUUAUAGCAUUUUAGUGAGAUUUUCACCUUGAUGGUGAAUUGCGACUUUCUGCUGAGCGGGAGAAAAUGAAAUACAUUGUACAAUGUAAGGGUAGCCUUUUUUGACUUGUGUGUUUAACGUCUUUCAUAAAUAUUUUUGAGUGGAAAUAAUUGUCAACUACAAGCCAAAGUUUGUGCUGGAUUUUUUCAAUGAGCCAAUUAUAAGGAUACUAGUUAUUUCCUACUCCCCAAAUGUAACCAUGGUGUACUUGUUUUAUCUGGUCAUUUCAAUCCAUACAACUUUAUAAUUUGAAAAUUACUCCCUCCUAAAAGAUGGACAAUGCUUGAUGGACAUUGUCUCAGUUUAUUCAGGAAACAGUUGUAGAUAGCCGAGGCCUUGUUGCCAGGCAUCUCGUGUGAUGCACAUCAUCGUUGGUUACCCACCAUCCCAAAACCAGGCUGAAGUAGGUAACUUCAUCACCCUAAAAUAGUGCAACUCCUAUUGCUCAGGUUUUCAUUGGAGUUCACAGCUAUCACUACACAUAAGAAGCUUUCUGCAGACAGAAUUUUGAUUUAACAUAGAUCACUUUAAAGUGAAAAAAAAGCUGAAGGAGAGGCGUUGUCCAACAUCACAAAUACCGACUUCAGCCUGGUACUGGGAUGGUGGGGUCACAUCCUGGCCUUUUCUGAAAUGUGGAAAAAGUCUCCAUCUUCUCCUUAGGCUGCAAGUAGUCCCUGGCUAACGAGAUUCUGGCUCAACAUUCGGCCAUGUAAGUUGGAGUUCCAGAAAUACUGUAUGGCAUGAAACCAAAGUUAGGACUUGAUCCAAAUACAUCAAGUCAGCUUGGUUCUAAAGUUCAGACUGACAUGAAGUAGAAGGCAUUGGUUAAGUGGUCUUUGAGAAAGGGCCAUGGAAUAGACACCAUCGGAGAAGUCUCACAUUUUUUGUACUGUGAACGAUUUGCAGAAACACGCAGAUAGGUCAUUACAGGAAUAACCUUUUUAACUUCUAAUCCCUUCACACAAUGACAUUUUGACAAUGAAUGAUAUAUUUGCACAUCAACAUGUCAAGUGUAUUAUAGUGUUUAUUCAGAACCGCCAUUCGGGCUUUCAUAAACAUAUUUUAAAGCUUUGUUUUUAACCAGAACUGAAAAUAUGUACAUGGAUUCAUUACAUGAUAUAAAGAAAUGCUAAAACUGUUUUUGAAAAAUUUUACUUGAUGCGGAGAUUAGGGCUACUUUUAGCGGAAAACUUAGCGCUUUUUACACAGUUGUCUUUCAUAUUUCAGUAAAUAAUUUCAUACUGUAAGUACUUUGCUAAGCUGAUGCAUCUUAAAAAACGACAAGGUAAUGCAGUUUUGCAGGGAGAAAAUUUAAAGCUUCAAAUCAACACUUGUAUUAACCAGGGUCACAAUGUCAGGGUACCAGUACAAUAGUUUAUAUGUGGUUUGGGCGUUACAGGAUAGGUGUUGCAACAAACUUUGCGGUUUAGUAUACAGUUCAGAUGCUUGAUGGUUUGCUUGUGUAGGAUCUGGAGGGAAUGUUUCAAAACCUUUGAUUGGUCAGUUGAAUGCUUUUGAGCAGAUCACUUGGGUAGUUCUCAUUUUGCAGUUGUUUUCAAGACUAGUGUGAAUGUUGGAUAGUUGGAAAACUCCCUUGUAUAAUAUUAUAGAGAUUUUGUGUUGUAUGUUUGUGACUUGCGUUUUUUGUACAAAUAUGAAUAUGCUGAAGUUGCAGAGAUGUAACUCUUUAUGCCAUUUUCACAAGUAUCUUUUUUUACUUAUUUUUUGAUAAAUACAAAGUUCAUCAUAACAGUGCUAGUGCACUGAGUGACAGAUAUUGAAAUAAAUGAAGUAUUGGAAAGGAGAUUUUAA
Messenger RNA from Acanthaster planci (crown-of-thorns starfish), 8970 nucleotides. RefSeq lists its product as uncharacterized. Lineage: Eukaryota; Metazoa; Echinodermata; Asteroidea; Valvatida; Acanthasteridae. Gene Ontology annotation, cellular component: signaling receptor complex; cell surface; plasma membrane. The record is from RefSeq and is a predicted model, not a curated record. Gene Ontology annotation, molecular function: Notch binding; calcium ion binding. Gene Ontology annotation, biological process: axon guidance; Notch signaling pathway.